AUGCAUCCAUUCCUCUUAAGUUGUGCUUAUCCUUUCGUUUCAUCGGCCUCGGCUCCCCAACUGACGACACAGCGUCCUCCUGAGUACUGGUGCAACAUCGCCUACUUCGAACUCGAUCAGCAGGUAGGUGAACUCUUCAAGGUACCCAGCCACUACACGCGAGUCAUCGUCGACGGCUACACAGACCCCUCCAGCCGAAACCGCUUCUGUCUGGGUCAACUUUCCAAUGUACACAGGUGA
Messenger RNA from Dibothriocephalus latus, 240 nucleotides. Lineage: Eukaryota; Metazoa; Platyhelminthes; Cestoda; Diphyllobothriidea; Diphyllobothriidae. The record is from the annotation of a GenBank genome assembly.